CACAACUACACAGGGACGGGUGGAGACUAGCGAGAGAGGAGAGCCUGGUGAAGAAGAAGAAGAAGACGAUGUCUUUCUGUUCACCUUUAUCGUCUCCCGGGUCUCUCUCUUCCUUCUCCAAAACCAAAUCCCAUGUAACCUCUCGCUUCAGAGCUUCUGCUGACGUUCCAGAUUAUCUCUCCGCGGAUUGGCUUGAAUCACGCAAGAAGAGACCUUUUGGCCCAAGAUUAAAUUUUAGUGCAGAAGAAGCUGUCCAGUGCCAGCUUGAUGCACUGAAGUACAAUGACCAGCCCCGUCAAGAUUAUGGAAUUGAGGUUAUGUACAGGUUUGCUGGAUUCGAUCCCUUUGAAAGGUCUACCUAUUUUGGGCCCUUCUUCGAUCUGGGACAGUUUGAACGGUUUAGGCGGAUUUUUCACCAUUCAACCUAUCGAGUUUUACUUGGUCAUAAGGAUAGAAAGAUUCUUAGCAGUUUGUUUGUGAAGGAGAACCGAUUCAAGCAAAGGGUUUGGAUACGAGGAAGUCGGCCAGAGGAAGAAGAAAUAUUUCAGUUUACCAUGUUUCAGAGGGUUGGUGGUUCGUGGGAUGGUUAUUGGCUGACAGAGAGUCUACUUCAUGAUGGGGACGCUUUUUCUGGUGGUUUGGCUUACUGAAUAGCUCAUGCAGCCAUCAUGUGGUGGACCUCUGUUAAUUACUUGUGCCCUGUUGUUACAGCAUAACAUUGUUUGCGUAAAUCUCAGAAUUUGUACAUAUGGAAUAAUUUAAAGCUUUGUAUAUAAAAACUGUGUAAUCAAUUAUAUAGCUCAGUUAUAUGUCUCAAGUCUCUCUC
Molecule: messenger RNA, 826 nt
Organism: Corylus avellana
Lineage: Eukaryota; Viridiplantae; Streptophyta; Magnoliopsida; Fagales; Betulaceae
Product: DNA-directed RNA polymerase subunit beta
Source: RefSeq, a predicted model, not a curated record